This is a messenger RNA of Quercus lobata, 954 nucleotides long. Its product is annotated as peroxidase 44-like. The transcript has 2 exons. Gene Ontology annotation, biological process: hydrogen peroxide catabolic process; response to oxidative stress. The coding region runs from base 4 to 954 and encodes 316 amino acids. Gene Ontology annotation, molecular function: peroxidase activity; heme binding. Lineage: Eukaryota; Viridiplantae; Streptophyta; Magnoliopsida; Fagales; Fagaceae. The record is from RefSeq and is a predicted model, not a curated record.
CAAAUGAAUUCUGCAGUGUCAUUCUUAAUCUUUUUCUUUGUUCUUCCUCUUGUAUUAGCUGACCUGCAGGUUGGUUUCUACGACUCUACCUGUCCCCAAGCAGAAUCAAUUGUCCAACAAGCGGUGCAAAUUGCAUUCUCUAAGGAUCCAUCCAUAACGGCAGCCUUCCUACGCAUGCAUUUUCACGAUUGUUUUGUUAGAGGUUGUGAUGCAUCUAUACUAAUAGACCCAACCAAGAACAAUUCUUCGGAGAAAGUUGCUGGGCCAAACCAAACCGUAAGAGGAUAUAAUGUUAUUGAUAAGGCGAAGAAAAGCCUAGAGGCUGCAUGCCCUUUAACCGUUUCAUGUGCAGAUAUUAUCACUUUGGCAACUCGUGACAGUGUUGCUCUAGCUGGAGGGCCUAAUUAUACAGUGCCAACCGGAAGGCGUGACGGACUAGUGUCGAAUCCAGACGAUGUGAACUUGCCAGGACCAGGAAUCUCUGUGUCUGGGGCAUUGAGUUCUUUCACUGACAAAGGGAUGGACAUCAAUGAAAUGGUAACCCUUUUAGGUGCACACACUGUUGGGUUUGCACAUUGCUUCUUCUUUAGCGAUCGACUUUCCCCUCCUGACCCUUCAAUGGAUCCUACUUUGUUUGCCAAGCUCAAUAAGACAUGUGCCAAGAAAGCAUCCGCUACUGUAUUUUUGGACCAAAGUACCGCCUUUACAUUUGACAACCAAUUUUACAAUCAAAUACUUUUGAAGAAAGGUAUAUUGCAAAUUGAUCAGGAACUUGCACUAGAUAAUUUAACCGCUAGUAUUGUUUCUGGUUUUGCAUCAAAUGGGAUUGGAUUCCAAGACAGCUUUGCAAAAGCUAUGGUAAAGUUGGGGAGCAUUGAAGUUCUUGUUGGAAAUGCUGGGGAAAUUCGGAAGAGCUGCAGCGCUUUCAAUAAAAAGAAAAAAGGGGUCUUUUGA